Colletotrichum lupini is the source of this 1875-nucleotide messenger RNA. RefSeq lists its product as uncharacterized. NCBI's taxonomy places the organism in Eukaryota, Fungi, Ascomycota, Sordariomycetes, Glomerellales, Glomerellaceae. The transcript has 15 exons. Bases 1 to 1875 code for a protein of 624 amino acids. The record is from RefSeq and is a predicted model, not a curated record.
AUGAUAGAGCCGGUGUGGAGGGAUGGUAGAUGCGUUGGCAGCCUUGAGUGGAAUGUUGAGGGAGCUCACGGGAGGGCGACUUGGACGCGAAAGUUGAAACCAAGGCCGAGUGAACAGCAGAUAGAUGAGCCUGGGCAGACGAUGUUCAAGUGGCCCUUUGCCUCUUUGGGGAUGCGCGUUUUGUGCGGUGCAGAAUUCUCAGGUAUCAGAGUCAGCGACUCACCACUUUUUCUGCAGGAACACGGUGAUCGCACUGUCGUAUCUCGGUGGACAGCUACUGUGUUGGCACUGUCUGUUCAGGUUUCAUUUGCGUGCCUCAAGGGGCAGGCACCACAGGCACCCGACUUUGACACGCCAAACCGAGCGUGCCUGCACAAUGGAAGGCACGAAGGAAACUUGCAGUUCUUCGCCUGCCCUUUUUACAAUAGGAGAGGCCAAGGAGCAAUGGAACCGUUAAAGACUUGGACAUUAGAAAUCAUUGUUCAACCUUUCGUUAGAUUCACUAUGGUGGCAAACCUCAGCGGACAGCGUCUAUGGCGUCUCCCCCGCAUCGCGCUAGCCGCUAGUCGCAGCAAGAUCCACCUACCCAUGUCUGUUCCUGUCGAUCUGUCAGGCUGCACUCCAAGACAAGUCGUUGCCAGAGACUGCAGUAACCUCCGCGAGGGCUGGCUCACUCGCGUGCUUGGUCACAAUACUGUUGCUCUAUGUUAUUUCCAUGACACAAACAAGGGCAACUUCCACCAAUCGAUACUUCGACUUCAAGGAUUCCAGUGGUCGCGACAAACCCGGCCUCUCGCUUGCUCCAAUCACCAUGACCACUGCGCCCCUAUGCUGCCGAAGCUUCGCCCUCGAAAACUGACCAAAUUCUGGAACAAUUUCUACGGCCGUGCAAUAUCAUUCGGCAAAAGUCGAGACAGGGAAACUUCGGAUAGCAUGCUGCCGUAUCCAUUCUUGAGGUCGGCGAACAGACGCGGGAUGAGCCUGAAGGCUAUGUCGACAUCGGAUCAACCGCUUAGGCCGUGUCAGAGGCUUCCAGUUCGAGAGCACCGAACAACACUGCAUUUACCCCCUUUGGCGUGCACUAUGCGAGAAGCAAUCUCAAGCAUGUCCAUAUUCAUCAGAGCUAAAUCCUCUCUGAAUCCCAUGUCAGCGCAUCUCUGCGACAGUGGGGCAGUGCGGGCUCAUAACGCUGCAAAGUCUACGACCACCUCAAAGAUCAAAUGCCCAACUUCCUCGUCUUGGCAUCACGGCCCUCCCAUUGGCAAUAAUGCGGCGAUCGACAUACCUACUAUUGAAGUUCAAAGUCACGAUGCGUGUGGGGCUGGGAUCGAUACAGAUACUGGAUACUUCAAAGGCUACUCAGCCAAGGCCUGGCAUAUCCAAAGGGACAAUAGGACUUGUAUGCUUUUCCUCUUUUUGCCAUUUGCCUUUUGCCGAGACCUCCACCGGCAACUACAAUGCUCGCGAGCAUCUUGGCAAAUAGCCCAUGCUUCUGGCAACUCAUCAACGGCCGUUAGGUUUGCCAACACCUUCAAAGUCAACAAUGUGGACCAACUCAAAAAGAAAGACAAAAUACCUAAUCACGAACAAACCUACACAGCUCUAUGGAGUAUUUACCAGCAAGGUGCAGGCACAGUCGAUGACGGUAGGCAGACUUACUUCCCCGUGACUUCGCGGUUCGCCCAGCCGGAGCCCUCGGUCUCGCGACGCGGCCAUGGUUCUGCAGUAGGCACAAUCGCGCGGGGCAUGGCCCAUGGCCCUUGGGAGAGCAGGGCCAGGCGUACGCAGUAUGCGACAGGCUCACGGCACGCCGCCGCACCACGGCGUUGGGCAAAAGCUGACAGGCGCACUGAACACUUGCUCUUUGGUGAAUAA